AUGUGGAAGAGCUAUGUUAUGCCUACUGCUGACCAGCUUUCGCAAGAUCAGAAGACGGCCCUGAACGGGGUGGAAUCGUUCAAGUGUACCGCCUCGGGCAACCCGCAGCCCUCCGUUUUCUGGACGAAGGAAGGCUCCCAGACGCUCAUGUUUCCGAACAAUACGUACGAUAAUAUGCAGGUUUCGGUACAGGGGACACUGCAGAUACGCGGUGUGCAGAAAGAUGACGAUGGGUACUACAUCUGCUCGGCGCUGAGUGUCGCCGGUUCCACGACCAGUAGAGCUUAUUUACAGGUUCUUACAUCGGAGGACAGCAAUCCACCCCCGAUACUGCAGAUCGUACCGGCUAAUCAAACACUGCCCCGGGGCACGGUCGCUAUGCUGCCGUGCCGUGCCAGCGGUAAUCCGACGCCCAUGAUUCGCUGGAUGAAAAAUGCGACCGAUAUCAACCUUUCCGGCGGUAACGGGCGCUUUUCAAUCAUCCAGGGUGGCACCACGCUAAGAAUUGAUGGCAGGCCUCCCUCAUGGGAGGGAGAAAUAUUACCGACCCCGAAACAAUUCGACGGUUACGGUGUAACAUUUGCCGUGACAUGGGGCAAUUCGGAAAGCAAAGUUUAA
Molecule: messenger RNA, 618 nt
Organism: Anopheles moucheti
Lineage: Eukaryota; Metazoa; Arthropoda; Insecta; Diptera; Culicidae
Product: roundabout homolog 3-like
Exons: 4
Coding region: 1-618 (205 amino acids)
Biological process (GO): cell-cell adhesion; axon guidance
Cellular component (GO): axon; plasma membrane
Source: RefSeq, a predicted model, not a curated record